Rotaria sordida is the source of this 420-nucleotide messenger RNA. The record is from the annotation of a GenBank genome assembly. Lineage: Eukaryota; Metazoa; Rotifera; Eurotatoria; Philodinida; Philodinidae.
AUGUUAAAUCAAACUACAAUGAAUAAUACUCAUGAUCAUCAUCCUCAGAAUAUCAUCAUAGGUGACAUACUUCUCCAUUUGGAAUCAAAACCAACAAUUAUUCAAGUAGUUACUCAUACAAUUCUAUCAACGGCAUCUUCUUUAAUAGUUGAUAAACCAAUUAUUCGUCGAUUAUCACCAAAUUCUUCUGGAACAUCUACUUCACAAACAAUUAUUUCAUGUGAUUUAAAAAAUAAUCUACCUAUUAAAAGUACGCAUGAACGAAUAAAAACAUCAUCAAAAAAAAAAUUAAUGCGUGUGCCUAAAGCUAGUAUGGCAUUAGUUAAAGAAUGGAAAUCAAAAGUAACAAAUCCAACUCAUCCUGAACUAAAAUCAUACACUACUAAUACAAAUAUAGAUAAUGAACACACUUAUUUUUAA